This is a messenger RNA of Schistosoma guineensis, 264 nucleotides long. Lineage: Eukaryota; Metazoa; Platyhelminthes; Trematoda; Strigeidida; Schistosomatidae. The record is from the annotation of a GenBank genome assembly.
AUGCCCUCUUUUCAUGUAUCUACUUAUAGUAUUGUCAUUAUCAUUAUUAUUCGAGUUACUACUACAUAUAAUAAUAAUAAUAACAAUAAUAAUAAUAAUAAUAAUAAUAAUAAUAACAAUAAUAAUAAUAAUAAUAAUAAUAGUAGUAUUGUGAAUUCCACUAUUGAAAGACUAUUGUCUUAUUCAUCAUACACGUCAUCAAAUGAAAAUUUGAAUGUAUACAUGUGCUUCCAAUGUUUACAAACGUACACUAUGGGGAAAUGA